Periophthalmus magnuspinnatus is the source of this 640-nucleotide messenger RNA. RefSeq names its product protein DEPP-like. The record is from RefSeq and is a predicted model, not a curated record. Gene Ontology annotation, cellular component: mitochondrion. The transcript is spliced from 2 exons. Gene Ontology annotation, biological process: regulation of autophagy. Bases 138 to 545 code for a protein of 135 amino acids. NCBI's taxonomy places the organism in Eukaryota, Metazoa, Chordata, Actinopteri, Gobiiformes, Gobiidae.
GGGAGAGAGCUAAUUUUAGAAGCAUGGACUAAUCUCUCACGGCGCUGUGUCUCUAUAAAGCCUGGAUACGCAUUCUGGUCCAGUCAGAAGCAUCACAGACUUGACAACAACAUCACUGCUUGAAAACGCCAAAGCUAAUGAAACAACUGCAAAGAAUGAAGCACAGACGACUGCUGCUGUCCCUGCCUCAUCUCCCCACUAUCACAGAGACACUGGAGGAUGCCUCUCCCCAGAGUCUGUACCAGCCUGCUCACAGUUUACCCUCUUUGGAUGAUUAUAUGGCCAGUAUGAGGGCCCUAGCUUGUUCUUCAGAGGCCCCCAGCUGUGGACCGGUGCGUCUCCAAAGAGGACAGAGGGGGCGGCCCUGCUCUAAAGCCCAAAUGAAGCUACCUGCGACAGGCUCUUUACCUCGGGGUUCUCCUCGAGCACUAAGGACUUCUAAAGGCUUAGCCCAGAGUCCAGAGGAGCUAUCUGUGAAGCUGAGCAGAGAGAGGGACUGCAGAGGCAAGGACCCAGUGGACUGGUUAUUUGGACAAAGGACUUGAAGGAGCUGCUUUGUUCGAUGAAACUUCAGGGACAUGAAACUUCGGGGUCUUUGACACCUCCGUGUCAGAGACUGUACGAUGUGCUGGAUCAUAAC